AACUGUCAUCAUUCAUUGCAAAGAUUAGUCAUAGCUGUAUAAUUUUGUGGGGAGAUCAAAAUAUUUACAAAAAACGAUUUAUUUAAAUUAAUUUCCAACAAUUGUAGUAACCUUUCCGUAAAGUUAAACCAAAAACAAAUAUUAAAAUGAAUCGUCUGUUUGGAAAAGGUAAGCCCAAGGAGCCAGCACCAAAUCUGAACGAUUGUAUUGCGGGGGUGGAUACUCGUGCGAAUAAUAUCGAAGAGAAGAUAACAAAGCUGGAUAAUGAACUGCGUAAAUAUCGUGAACAAAUGUCGAAAAUGCGCGAAGGACCGGCUAAAAACUCCGUAAAGCAGCGAGCUAUGCGUGUGCUGAAGCAGAAGAAGGCUUAUGAACAGCAAGUUGAAGCACUUCGUAAUCAGUCAUUCAAUAUGGAACAGGCUAACUAUGCUGCACAAUCGCUAAAAGACACACAAGCUACUGUAGCUGCAAUGAAGGAUGGUGUCAAACAAAUGCAAAAGGAAUUCAAGAAAGUCAAUAUCGAUCAAAUUGAGGACAUCCAAGACGAUAUGGCCGAUAUGCUGGAACAAGCAGAUGAGGUACAAGAAGCUUUAGGACGUACAUAUGGCAUGCCAGAAGUUGACGAUGAUGAACUGCAAGCCGAAUUAGAUGCACUAGGCGAUGAAAUAGCACUCGAUGAUGAUACCAGCUACUUGGAUGACAUGGUGAAAGCACCAUCAGCUCCGGAUAAGGAACCAGGUGCCGAUAGUAUUGUACCCGGCAGUAAAAGUGGAAUUGAAACUGACGAGUUUGGCUUGCCUAAAGUGCCCACUUCGGUUAAAACGUCUUAAACACAUUUACUUCUUUUUGCGUCUCUAGUAAGAUGUCAAAAUAGUGACGUAAAUUAAGUGAAUUUAUAAACUGUAAUAAUUGAAAUGGAUUUUUUUCAUUUGUGCUUUCCUGUAAACAUUUUUUUAGAAUCAUCAUUAAAUAAGCUUCAAACAUAAAAACCAAGUUGUUAUUCGCUUCGAGUCUAUACUUCAUUGGUUCCGUCACUACAGUUUUUUGGUGAAUCUGAUUACACUAACAUGUGUUUUAGUCGACACACUACCAUCUUCAUUAAAAGAAAUAAUCUCCAGCGUCUUCUGAUUUUUUAUUUAUCAAAUUUUAUAUACUUCUAUUAUAAGUAAAUUUUUAACAAAAAACGUGUGACUCGAAGUUUUAGUGUCUUGAGUAUAAAUGUAUAUUUAGAACAGAAAAUUUAACAAUGCUACUUGGCACAGUUGCAUUUAAAAGUAUGGCAACAUUGAUGUGUAUUAUUUCGUUGACCUAUGUAAUUAAUAAUACGUCUGUAUAUUACACAUCUGGACUAUUUACUUGUGUGAAAUUACAUAGAAAUAUAUAUUUAAAUAAUUGUGCAUAAUACUAUCACUUACAAUGUACAUACAAAUACGGAGUUAUUUCAUAAAACUUAAACGAAAAACAAACAAACAGUGCGUUAAAGUAAUUCUAUUGCCAUUGGUGAAUUAUUUUUAAAUGUAUGUGCACUAAAUAUUAUAAAAAAUUGCGAAAUUUUUAUUGUCAAUUCAAACCAAUGAAGUCCUUAGAAUUGAAAUAGUUUAUAAAC
Molecule: messenger RNA, 1606 nt
Organism: Bactrocera dorsalis (oriental fruit fly)
Lineage: Eukaryota; Metazoa; Arthropoda; Insecta; Diptera; Tephritidae
Gene: Vps60
Product: charged multivesicular body protein 5
Exons: 5
Coding region: 147-830 (227 amino acids)
Biological process (GO): vesicle budding from membrane; late endosome to vacuole transport via multivesicular body sorting pathway
Cellular component (GO): multivesicular body
Source: RefSeq, a predicted model, not a curated record